Lontra canadensis (Northern American river otter) is the source of this 1955-nucleotide messenger RNA. RefSeq names its product abhydrolase domain containing 17C, depalmitoylase (gene ABHD17C). Bases 98 to 721 code for a protein of 207 amino acids. Gene Ontology annotation, cellular component: plasma membrane; endosome membrane. Gene Ontology annotation, molecular function: palmitoyl-(protein) hydrolase activity. The record is from RefSeq and is a predicted model, not a curated record. NCBI's taxonomy places the organism in Eukaryota, Metazoa, Chordata, Mammalia, Carnivora, Mustelidae. Gene Ontology annotation, biological process: protein depalmitoylation. The transcript is spliced from 3 exons.
CCUGAGCGAGCGCGCCGACUGGCAGUACUCGCAGCGCGAGCUGGACGCCGUCGAGGUCUUCUUCUCGCGCACCGCCCGGGACAACCGGCUCGGCUGCAUGUUCGUGCGCUGCGCGCCCUCCAGCCGCUACACGCUGCUCUUCUCGCACGGCAACGCCGUGGACCUGGGCCAGAUGUGCAGCUUCUACAUCGGCCUCGGCUCGCGCAUCAACUGCAACAUCUUCUCCUACGACUACUCGGGCUACGGCGUCAGCUCGGGCAAGCCCUCCGAGAAGAACCUGUACGCCGACAUCGACGCCGCCUGGCAGGCGCUGCGCACGCGGUACGGCGUGAGUCCCGAGAACAUCAUCUUGUACGGUCAGAGCAUCGGGACCGUCCCCACAGUAGACCUGGCCUCAAGGUAUGAGUGUGCCGCCGUCAUUCUCCACUCGCCUCUGAUGUCGGGCCUGCGCGUGGCUUUCCCGGACACCAGGAAAACGUACUGCUUUGACGCGUUCCCCAGCAUUGACAAGAUCUCUAAAGUCACCUCGCCUGUGCUCGUCAUUCAUGGUACAGAGGACGAGGUCAUCGAUUUCUCCCACGGCCUGGCCAUGUACGAGCGCUGUCCUCGCGCCGUGGAACCCCUGUGGGUGGAGGGGGCCGGGCACAAUGACAUAGAGCUUUACGCACAAUACCUAGAAAGACUAAAACAGUUCAUAUCCCACGAACUGCCGAAUUCCUGAAGGAGACACCGAGAUCUUACCUCACUUACUGUGAACACGCGAGUCCUCUGUUUUGCACAUGCUCCAACUGGAAAGCGGUCGUGGCAUGACCACCGGGAGGAGGUCCCCGCCUCUCGGGUUCCCGGUCACAGGCCCGAGCAAGCCCCCCGUCUUCUGUCCCUCGAGGUCGUUCCACUCCUCACAGCACGCAGUGCCCAACGGUGGUGACACCCAGCGUCAUUGCCUGGUGGGAAUGGGGAUGAGAGCUAGAUGCAGGUGCGGUCAGUUUGCCCCGUGCUGUGUAGACGAUGCUCGCCUCCAUUGCCCAGCCGUACCCACGGGUGACCGUCCAUUCCCACAGGACUCCGCCCUCUGUGUUCUCAGUACUUGAUACACACCUCUCUUUCAGCCUCUGGAUUCGUGGGCUCGGUCCCCUGUGGAGCCGUGACCGUGUAACCGGAACACUAGGGCGGCGAAAAUUCCUUUGUUAAGUUUUGUGACCAUGCCGAUCUCCCCACCCCAACCCCCCAAAAUCAACAGAAGGGUAAUGGACUGAAACUAUCAUGAACAGCUUCAUCAACUGGAACCAAUAUAAAUAUGACUGGGAUAUUCUUAAAAGGAAACUGGGUUUUUUUUAAGUGUAAAUUUAUUACUAGCCAACAGAGUUUUAAUAUUUUGAUUGUCUGGUUGGUGUAACGAGGAGCCUACCCGACUUUCCUUCUGUGAAGUCCUCCUUGUGGGCUUUUUUAAAGUACUGUACAUAUUUGCAAUCCCAUUGUGCAUAAAUUCUUAAUGGUACUUUUCUUUUGUCAGGCUACAAUAAUGAACUGCGGAUCCCUCGUUUGUAAUGUAAAUGAUUGAAUACAUUUUGUUAAUAUGUUUUUAUUCCUAUGUUUUGCUAUUCAGAAAAAUUUUAUAACAUUUCCAAGACAAAAAAAAAUUACGAGUUUAUGCUUUGAAGAAUUUAUGUAAUGAAAAUUUCACUAAAUGGAUCUUUUUAGUUUAAGAGUUCUUUGGGUUUUGACACUGGAGUUGCUCCGAGUAACCAUUGCUACACUACUCAUCUUGGGCGGGGGUCUGGGGUUGGGGGGUUCUUUGGUUUGAUUUGAAUAUUUCUUUUCAAAUUUAAAAGCCUUAAAUGUACUGUAAGCCUCAGACUGUUGUACAGCUGGAUUGCGGUGGAUUGCAAGUUUGUGGGCUGUGCUUUGGUGUGGCACAGCGGUCGGUCAUGGAAUAAAGGAUGCAUGGACCAGAA